CCUUGGCCAGGGUUCUUUUUCUCUAUAAAUUCCCCUCUUCUUCCUCUACUCUAUCCAAACCCUAAUAAACCAAAGUCUCUUUCUUUACGAUCCCGAAUAUCUCUACUCGUAUCAAUGGCUGAGCAACAGCAAGAACAACAGCAAUCGAGAUCCGUCGGCAAGGUCCUAUGGUUCGAUGACCAAAGAGGCUUCGGCUUUAUUCAUCCCGACGAUGGUGGCGAAGAUCUCUUCGUCCAUCAAUCUUCAAUCAAGUCCGACGGCUAUCGUAGCCUUGCCGAGGGCGAAUCUGUUGAGUUUACUGUUUCCCAAGGCAACGGCGGCAAGACCCAGGCUGUUGAAGUAACCGCAAUCGGUGGCUCUCCUAUCAAAAAGAAGGACCGUCGCAGCGGUGGUGGCGGUUGGAGGGGCGGAAACGAUCGGAGGAACGGCAGCGGGGGGUGUUAUAACUGUGGGGAUUUGAAUCAUCUCGCCAGGGAUUGCAGUAACAACAUUAUUAAUUACGACAAUAACGAUAAUUACAACAAUGUCCCCAAUGGCAGUGGCGGCGGGGUUUUUUGUUAUAAUUGCGGUGAGGGGGGCCAUUUUGCGAGGGAGUGUAGGAGAGAUGGCAGCGGCUUUGCUGGUGGUGGAGCUGGGAAGUGUUACAACUGUGGGAAAUAUGGGCACUUUGCCAGAGAGUGUAAUAGAAACAGUAGCGGUGGUGGCGGAAGCCGAGGCUGUUUUACGUGUGGAGGGUUUGGGCAUUUGGCGAGGGACUGUAACAAUAACAAGGGAACAGAAUGUUUUAAAUGCGGCGAAGCAGGGCAUUUUGCGAGGGAGUGUCCAAACUUGAAGGCUUCUGCUUAAAUGGGAAUGUGAUAAAAAAAAAGAGUAAUAGUACAUAUUUCUCUUUUUCUAUCUUUCGGGGUUCUCUGUUUUUUGGAAGUUAUACGUAAGGAUGUUUUGGAUUAUCCAGCUUUUUUUUCCUUUUCCAGGAGAGAAUUUUUCCAGUUGCUAUACAUAGAUGAGCUGGUUCGGAUAAGAAUUUAGAUUUUUUUUUUUUGUUUUGGUUAUUUUCGAUUGUUGUCAGUGACUUUGGAUUAACUAUCAAUUUAGCAGCGUCUAUUUUCAAGUGUGAAUUAAUGUUUUUUCUAUUCUCACGUCCGAUGCAAAUUUUCUUUUGAACUUUUUAUUAUGCUGCAUUAAUCAUAAAUGUUUUAAUGGAAGUUAUAGUCUAAAUUUGGUAGUAUUUAAUAUGCUUUUGAGCAUUUAUCUUUUCUUAUUAGGUUCCUAAUUCUACUACUUAGUUUAAUGCACUC
Molecule: messenger RNA, 1298 nt
Organism: Durio zibethinus
Lineage: Eukaryota; Viridiplantae; Streptophyta; Magnoliopsida; Malvales; Malvaceae
Molecular function (GO): zinc ion binding; nucleic acid binding
Source: RefSeq, a predicted model, not a curated record